CUCCAACAGGGAAGUUAUCUCAUUCACCUUCUGAUCAAAAAUGGAUCUACAGAUUUCAGUUUUUCUUCUGUUCGUUCUUUUCCCUGCAGGACACUCUCUCAGCUGUUAUGAGUGCAGCAGAGGUAAUAGUCUUAUGGAUGUUUCUUGUUCAGAUCAAGAGGUUUACACAUGCCCCACGAAAUUUUCCAAGUGCAUGAGUGCCACAGUAGUACAGCAAGUUGAGGGCAUUACUACUAUAUCAAGGGGUAAAGGCUGUUCUGCUGACUGUCGUAGUGGUUCCCAAAAUGUUGGCUUUCUAAGGAAUGUCAUAAAGUGUUGUGACACAGACCGAUGUAACACCCAUUAUGCUCCAGUUCAGUCCAUUAUGGUCCCUAAUGGAAAGAAAUGUUACUAUUGUGAUGAGAAGAGCUGCUCAAACAUAUUGUGCUGUUCAGGAAGUGAAGACGGCUGCUUUACAAUAACACCUAAGAAUCUGAAGGAAAAAGAACUUUCAAAGAACUCCCGAAACCAGCCAAUGGUUGUAAAAGGCUGUAUCUCUAAAGAAAUCUGUCGUUCAGUGGUUAGCAAUGUGGAGGUCAUCUCAUGUUGUUCAGGGAAUCUGUGUAACGGUGUUCAGAGCGUCUCUCAGAGUAACGGUGUUCAGAGCGUCUCUGAGAGUAACGGUAGCGUCUGCUGUUCUCUGCUCUCCUUCAUCCUGCUCCACUGAAUCCAGCAGAUCUUCAGCAGAGACAAACCAUGAUGCAGUUCACAAACAUAUACAUUUUGUAUUUUCUCUGUAUUAUCUUUGGAGACCUAAUGUGAUUAAUUGAAACAGAUUUAGAUUUAGAAACAAUAGAUAUACAGUACUGAAUUAAUAAAAUAUUUUGGUGUCAAACCAAGUGGUCCAAUGGAAGUUUCUUGACC
Messenger RNA from Carassius carassius (crucian carp), 903 nucleotides. RefSeq names its product urokinase plasminogen activator surface receptor-like. The transcript is spliced from 6 exons. Lineage: Eukaryota; Metazoa; Chordata; Actinopteri; Cypriniformes; Cyprinidae. Bases 41 to 706 code for a protein of 221 amino acids. The record is from RefSeq and is a predicted model, not a curated record.